Danio rerio (zebrafish) is the source of this 832-nucleotide messenger RNA. NCBI's taxonomy places the organism in Eukaryota, Metazoa, Chordata, Actinopteri, Cypriniformes, Danionidae. The record is from RefSeq and is a predicted model, not a curated record.
AAAAAUGUUGUAAAUCCAAUGAGUUAUUUGUUUUCAGCGUACGUGACACCUAACAUUUCUCAACUCUGUUUUGGUUCCCAGGCGUUGAUGGAGGGGCCGUUGAGAGGUGUUUGGGAAGGACACUAUGUUUCCCUGUGUCUCCUCCUGGCCCUCUUCUGAUCCCCCUGCCGCUCUCAGCCAUGCUCCACCCAGUCCCCCGCUACAUCCACCCAAUCAGCCACUGCCCGACCUUCUGCGGAGCUGCGUUCUGCUCCCUUCCCCAUCCGUGCGCCUGAGCCCUUGCACCGCCGAGAUGGAGUCUAUGAUCGUGGUGACGGAGUACGAGCCCAGCGGAGGCUCAGGGCAGGAGGGCGGAGAGGAGGAGGAGGUGGAGGACAUGGACAGUUCCGAAACACCGGAGCCUACGUCAUCAGGUCCCGUACCGCCCUUCCGUAUGGCCUCCUGUGAUCUGCUUUCGCAUACGAUUGGCCGACCGGAAGCCCUUUUCCCAGAGCCGCCAGAGCACAGAGGGAGACUCAGCCUGUCCGAUAGGAAGCUGUCGCUACAGGAGCGCUCGCAGACGCUUUCAUCGCCCUGUGGGUCGCCGGGGCUCAACGGACGGUAUAUUUACCCAUCACUUCCCUACUCGCCGAUCACUUCUCCUCACUCUUCUCCACGUCUCCCUCGCAGACCAACCGUGGAGUCACAUCGUGUGUCCAUCACAGACCUGCAGGACUGCGUGCAGCUCAACCAGUACAAGCUGAAAGAUGAGAUCGGAAAGGUAUGUUUAUUUUUCAUUUAUUAUUCAUGCAUUGAUCAUUUCCUGCUGAGAGACUGAGAUGAUUGAACACUG